UUUAAGAUGAUUUCCGGGAAGGAAUUCUACGAGGUGAUGGUGGCAAUGGUGCCGCUGUACGUGGCGAUGAUCCUGGCGUAUGGCUCGGUGAGGUGGUGGAGAGUCUUCUCGCCGGAGCAGUGCGCCGGAAUCAACCGUUACGUGGCGCUCUUCGUGGUUCCAUUCCUGUCCUUCGACUUCAUCUCAAAGAAUGACCCUUACAACAUGAACUUUCGCUUCAUCAUGGCCGAUGUCAUCCAGAAGCUCAUCGUCCUGGCAGCGCUGGCCGUCUGGGCGCUCGUCGGCGGUCGCCAGGCCGGACUUGACUGGACCAUCACCAUCUUCUCCAUCUCCACCCUCCCCAACACCCUCGUCAUCGGCAUUCCCCUGUUCCUAAGCAUGUACGGCGAUAGCUCAGCCCCUCUCCUGUCGCAGAUCAUCGUCAUGCAGUGCAUCGUCUGGUUCACGCUUCUGCUCAUCCUCUUAGAGUGCCGCGCCGCGAAGAUCAUGAUCGCUGAUCAGUUCCCCGGCGCGUCCUCUGGCGCUAUCGCUUCAAUCACUGUCGACCCCGAGGUCGUUUCCCUGGGCAACCUCGACGUCGACGACCCGAUCGAGACAGAGUCCUGCGUCGAUGACGACGGCAAGCUCCACGUUGUCGUCCGGCGAUCCAGCGCUUUCAGAUCCGACCUCAACCACUCACGCAAUUCCUUCGAUUUUACCUCCAGCUUCUCCAACGAUGAUAUCUACCGGCAGCAGUCGUUGCGCUACCCCUCCGGCGAAGGGGCGCGGCGGUCAUCGAGCUAUAGUGAGGCCAAGCUCAACACCCGGUUGCCAAGGUUCCGCCACCAAAUGCCGUAUAGCUCUCCUCAGCCGACGCCAAAUCCUUCCGUCUCCACUACCUCACUCACAGGGGCGGCCAGCCGACAGCCCCACCUCCAAAAAGCAGCGAACGGCGGGAAUAAGGACCUUCACAUGUUCACGCGGAGCUUCAGUGCUUCACCAGCCAUCCACGCGUUCAGAAAGUCGCCGGCAGCGGAGCACCAAGUCACAGCAGCAGUUACUACGGCCGAAUGUAUAAAAUACCACCUUUUCUCGAUUAACUAUCUUGGGUUAAGCAUCAACAACAAAACGAUCGAGGAAGAGGAAACAGCUCCACCUCACCAAGGAGGCGAUGGGAAGACCAAAGAGGAGGCGGCCGCCGACAAAAGAUGGCCCGGGGAGGUGAUGGCCAUGCCGCCGACAGUCGUGAUGAUGAAGCUCAUCCUGACCAUGGCGUGGCGGAAGCUCAUCAGAAAUCCCAGUACCUAUUCCAGCUUGAUCGGCCUCAUCUGGUCUCUCGUCAAAUUCAGGUGGGACUUGGAGCUCCCCAGGAUCAUAGAUAAGUCCUUGGAAUUGAUCCAGAAGACCGGCCUCGGCAUGGCCAUGUUCGGCCUCGGUCUGUUCAUCGCGCUGCAAUCGAGACUCAUAGCAUGCGGGUACAAGCUCGCGAUAUACGGCAUGGUCCUGAAGUUCCUCCUCGGCCCAGCCGUCAUGGCCAUACCCUCAGCAGCAUUCGGCCUGCGCGGCGAUCUCUUGCGGAUCGCCAUUGUCCAGGCAGCUAUGCCUUGCAGUGUUGUUUCCUUCGUGUUCGCGAAAGAGUACAAUUUGCACGCGGACAUUCUCAGCACAGCAGUGAUCACAGGGAUGAUCGUUACUGUGCCCGUAGCUCUGGUUUACUACAUCCUCUUGGGUCUAUGAAACCGAUCUUCUAACUCACUCACUA
Molecule: messenger RNA, 1741 nt
Organism: Zingiber officinale
Lineage: Eukaryota; Viridiplantae; Streptophyta; Magnoliopsida; Zingiberales; Zingiberaceae
Product: probable auxin efflux carrier component 1c
Exons: 5
Coding region: 7-1716 (569 amino acids)
Biological process (GO): auxin export across the plasma membrane; auxin polar transport
Cellular component (GO): plasma membrane; endoplasmic reticulum
Molecular function (GO): auxin efflux transmembrane transporter activity
Source: RefSeq, a predicted model, not a curated record